CCUCCCGGGGAUGUUUCUAACAACAUUUCCACCCUGAGAGCAGACCAGAGCGUAUAGGAGGCCAGAGGCUGUGGGUCUCUCACGAACCCAUCCCUGUUUUCCAUCUAGCAGCAGACAGACGACCCCAGUCAGCACUCAGCCAAACAGCAUGCGUGAGUGUAUCUCAGUCCAUGUGGGCCAGGCCGGCGUGCAGAUUGGCAAUGCCUGCUGGGAGCUCUACUGCUUGGAACAUGGAAUCCAACCAGAUGGGCAGAUGCCCAGCGACAAGACCAUCGGAGGAGGGGAUGACUCCUUCAACACCUUCUUUAGUGAAACUGGGGCUGGAAAACAUGUGCCCCGGGCUGUGUUUGUGGAUCUGGAGCCCACUGUGAUUGAUGAAGUUCGGACGGGCACCUACCGCCAACUUUUCCAUCCAGAGCAGCUCAUCACAGGCAAGGAAGAUGCUGCCAAUAACUACGCCCGAGGCCACUACACCAUCGGAAAGGAGCUCAUUGACCUGGUGCUGGACCGGAUUCGGAAGCUGGCUGACCAGUGCACAGGACUACAAGGGUUCCUCAUCUUCCACAGCUUUGGAGGGGGCACCGGCUCCGGCUUCACCUCACUCUUGAUGGAGAGGCUCUCUGUUGAUUAUGGCAAGAAAUCCAAGCUGGAGUUCUCCAUCUACCCAGCCCCCCAGGUGUCCACAGCUGUGGUCGAGCCCUACAACUCCAUCCUGACCACCCACACCACCCUGGAGCACUCAGACUGCGCCUUCAUGGUGGACAACGAAGCCAUCUAUGACAUCUGCCGCCGCAACCUGGACAUCGAACGCCCCACC
Molecule: messenger RNA, 817 nt
Organism: Myotis lucifugus (little brown bat)
Lineage: Eukaryota; Metazoa; Chordata; Mammalia; Chiroptera; Vespertilionidae
Product: tubulin alpha-1D chain-like
Exons: 4
Biological process (GO): microtubule cytoskeleton organization; mitotic cell cycle
Cellular component (GO): cytoplasm; microtubule
Molecular function (GO): GTP binding; structural constituent of cytoskeleton
Source: RefSeq, a predicted model, not a curated record